GACACGAAAUGUUAUUAACCUUAUCUAAUACCAGAACACAUCUGUUGUCAUAAGUGAUAUUAGAGCUCGAUAUAAACGUUUUGUUUUGUUACGGGAUUGUAUUGGCUAGAGAAAAGAUGAUGUUUCCAGCAGUAUUUGCAAUGGCGGUAUGCUAUGUUGUUGCGCACCCAGCAAUACAAGAAGAACGUGAUGUACCAUGUGUAUGUACGAAGGAAUACAGACCUGUUUGUGGGGCCGAUAAAAUAACUUAUGGAAAUAAAUGCAUGUUGAAUUGUGCUGGUGUUGAACUAUUGACCGUAGGAGAAUGUACUCAAAUGGAGAAAAGAGUUGUCCCAUGCAUUUGUCAGUUUAUCUACAUGCCAGUGUGUGGUGUUGAUGGGAUCACAUAUGCUAAUGAAUGUAAUAUGAAGUGCGUCAAUGUUACGCUUGGACAUGAAGGGCCAUGCGGCGGAACAGUUUAGUAGAACACCACUUAUUCAUUGAUUUACUCACCAAGUUUUUCGAAUUUGUUUCAUCAAGGAAAACAAUAAAUAAUUGAAGAUUA
Ruditapes philippinarum (Manila clam) is the source of this 544-nucleotide messenger RNA. RefSeq names its product four-domain proteases inhibitor-like. The record is from RefSeq and is a predicted model, not a curated record. Gene Ontology annotation, molecular function: protein binding. The transcript is spliced from 4 exons. Lineage: Eukaryota; Metazoa; Mollusca; Bivalvia; Venerida; Veneridae. Bases 117 to 461 code for a protein of 114 amino acids.